This is a messenger RNA of Pieris macdunnoughi, 966 nucleotides long. The record is from the annotation of a GenBank genome assembly. NCBI's taxonomy places the organism in Eukaryota, Metazoa, Arthropoda, Insecta, Lepidoptera, Pieridae.
AUGUAUGUACAAUUAUUAUAUGUAGUUGGAACACACUAUACAACUGCUGAAGAUUUCGGCUACGAUGGAUCAAUAGGCCCGACCUAUUGGGGUGAGCGGUACCAGGAGUGCAGAGGCAAGCAUCAGAGCCCCAUAAAUAUUAACGUGCUUCGCGUGAAACAAGUGGCUCUUCCUGACAUCACGUUUAUAGGCUUUGAUGACCCCAUUGACAAUGUACACGUCACUAACAAUGGACAUACAGUCCUGAUAGAGGUCGAGAAUGAGCCUCACCCUCGGGUAAGCGGUGGACCGCUAGACGGGACUUACGUGUUCAGUCAAAUGCACUUCCAUUGGGGUGACAAUGAUACUCUGGGUUCCGAGGACAAAAUAAACCACAGAAGUUUUCCUAUGGAGUUGCAUAUGGUGUUCUACAAAGAAGAAUAUAAUACAGUCAAAGAAGCUGUUACCCACACCGAUGGCUUGACUGUCUUGGCAUUUUUCUAUGAGUUGGACCGGCAUCAGCAUCCAGCCUAUGACGACAUAACAUCCGCCCUCAGCAAUGUUACCGAUCCGCACUCAAGCAUUGUUAUGAAUAACCCAUUUUCAUUUUUAAACAUUCUACCUUACGACCUUAGAAGAUAUUUUACGUACAGAGGGUCAUUGACAACUCCACCAUGCUCUGAAGUAGUCAUUUGGCUGGAUUUUGAACAACCCGUCCGUUUAACUCACGAUCAGAUCGAAGUAUUCAGAGAGCUACGAUCGGCCAGUGGAAAAAUUCGGCAUAACUUCAGACCAAUCCAACCGAUCGGAGACAGAACUGUAUUCUAUAAUAUAGAUAGCAAUUAUUAUACUUAUAAUGAAAUCGAUGACCCUGGGGCUCACACUGAGUGGCCACAGACAAGGAAAAGAGGGAACAGUGCUAGUAUAUCUAGGUUUAGCUUAAGCUGUUUUACCUUUAUGUUUAUAUUGUGUUAUACCUUAGGUUAA